AUGCUCGACUUCGACUUCAUCUGCAAGCGGUCGACCCCCUCCGUCGCCGCCAUCAUCUACACCUUUGGCGGCCAGUUCGUCAGCAAGAUGUACUGGGGAACGAGUGAGACGCUGCUGCCCGUCUACCAGGACACCAACAAGGCCAUGGCCAAACACGCAGACGUCGACACCGUCGUCAACUUUGCCUCGUCUCGCUCCGUCUACUCCUCGACCAUGGAGCUCAUGGAGUUCCCCCAGAUCAAGACCAUUGCCAUCAUCGCAGAGGGCGUUCCUGAGCGGAGGGCGAGAGAAAUCAUGGUAAGGGCAAAGGAGAAAGGAGUCACCAUUAUCGGCCCUGCUACCGUCGGUGGCAUCAAGCCCGGUGCGUUCAAGAUCGGAAACACCGGCGGCAUGAUGGACAACAUCGUCGCCUCCAAACUGUACCGCAAGGGAUCCGUCGCCUACGUCUCCAAGUCCGGCGGCAUGUCCAACGAGCUCAACAACAUCGUCUGCCAGACCACCGACGGCGUCUGCGAAGGUGUCGCCAUUGGCGGUGACAGAUACCCCGGAACCACCUUUCUAGACCACCUGCUGCGCUACCAGGCCAACCCAGAGUGCAAGAUCCUCCUCCUGCUCGGUGAGGUCGGCGGCGUCGAGGAGUACCGUGUCAUCGAGGCCGUCAAGAACGGCACCAUCACCAAGCCCGUCGUCGCCUGGGCCAUCGGAACCUGCGCCAGCAUGUUCAAGACUGAGGUCCAGUUCGGCCACGCCGGUGCCUCUGCCAACUCAGACCUCGAGACCGCCGUCACCAAGAACAAGUCUAUGCGCGAGGCCGGCAUCCACGUCCCCGACACCUUCGAGGACCUCCCCGAUGUGCUCGCUGCCGUCUACCAGAAGCUCGUCAAGCAGGGCACCAUCAAGCCCCAGCCAGAGCCCGUCGUGCCCAAGAUCCCCCUCGACUACUCCUGGGCCCAGGAGCUCGGUCUCAUCCGAAAGCCCGCCGCCUUCAUCUCCACCAUCUCUGACGACCGUGGCCAGGAGCUGCUCUACGCCGGCAUGCCCAUCUCCGACGUCUUCAAGGAGGACAUCGGCAUCGGUGGUGUCAUGUCUCUGCUCUGGUUCCGUCGUCGUCUGCCCGCCUACGCCUCCAAGUUCCUCGAGAUGGUCCUCAUGCUCACUGCCGAUCACGGUCCCGCUGUCUCCGGCGCCAUGAACACCAUCAUCACCACCCGUGCCGGCAAGGACCUCAUCUCCGCCCUUGUCUCUGGUCUGCUCACCAUCGGCUCCCGCUUCGGUGGUGCCCUCGACGGUGCAGCAGAGGAGUUCACCCGUGCCUUUGACCGGGGUCUCUCCCCACGCGACUUUGUCGAUACCAUGCGCAAGGAAAACAAGCUCAUCCCCGGUAUUGGCCACCGUAUCAAGUCCCGCGCCAACCCUGACCUCCGUGUCGAGCUGGUCAAGGAAUACGUGAUCAAGAACUUCCCUUCGCACAAGCUCCUCGACUACGCCAUUGCCGUCGAGACAGUCACCACCUCCAAGAAGGACAACCUCAUCCUCAACGUCGACGGCUGCAUCGCCGUCUGCUUCGUCGACCUCAUCCGCAACUGCGGCGCCUUCACCCCCGAAGAAGCCGAAGACUACCUCUCCAUGGGCGUGCUCAACGGCCUCUUCGUCCUCGGCAGAAGCAUCGGUCUCAUCGCCCAUUUCUUGGACCAGAAGCGCCUGCGCACCGGCCUCUACCGCCAUCCAUGGGACGACAUCACCUACCUCCUGCCUACCUUGUCCAAGGGCUCGUCAGCCGAGGGUCGUGUCGAGGUCAGCAUCUAA
This is a messenger RNA of Trichophyton benhamiae CBS 112371, 1806 nucleotides long. RefSeq lists its product as uncharacterized. Bases 1 to 1806 code for a protein of 601 amino acids. The transcript is spliced from 4 exons. Gene Ontology annotation, molecular function: ATP citrate synthase activity. Gene Ontology annotation, biological process: acetyl-CoA biosynthetic process; tricarboxylic acid cycle; fatty acid biosynthetic process. Gene Ontology annotation, cellular component: cytosol. The record is from RefSeq and is a predicted model, not a curated record. Lineage: Eukaryota; Fungi; Ascomycota; Eurotiomycetes; Onygenales; Arthrodermataceae.